Leptopilina heterotoma is the source of this 1020-nucleotide messenger RNA. RefSeq names its product cuticle protein 19.8-like. The record is from RefSeq and is a predicted model, not a curated record. NCBI's taxonomy places the organism in Eukaryota, Metazoa, Arthropoda, Insecta, Hymenoptera, Figitidae. Bases 32 to 931 code for a protein of 299 amino acids. The transcript is spliced from 2 exons. Gene Ontology annotation, cellular component: extracellular matrix.
UCUGUGAUCUUCUUCUUCUUAUCAAAAAAACAUGGCUUGCAAGAUUCUCAUUUUCCUGGGGCUAGGAGUUGUCGCACAUGCUGCACUGGUUCAAGUAGCGCAACCAGUUCGUGUCGUCGGAUCAGUACCCCUGGCGGAAGUGAACGACUACGAUACAGUGCCGAGAUAUAGUUUCGCCUACGACGUCCAGGACGCGACAACUGGCGACUCGAAAGCCCAGUACGAGACCAGAAAUGGCAACUUCGUUCAGGGCAGUUACAGCCUCAUCGAGAGCGAUGGUACCCGAAGAAUUGUGGACUACACUGCCGACGAUGUCAACGGAUUUAAUGCUGUCAUCAGUAAAGAACCCGCCGUUUCUGCACCGGUAGCCGUAGCUUCUCCAGCAGUCCCCGUAUCUGCAGUUACUCCAGUGUCUCAAUUUUCUCCAGUCUCUGGAUUUUCACCAAUUGCCGGUGUUUCGCCAGUCACUGGAUUUUCUCCAAUUGCCGGUUUUUCUCCAGUUUCCGGUGUUUCGCCAGUAAUUCCCGUCUCUGGUGUUUCUCCAGUUUCCGGUGAGAAUUCUCCAGGUGUUGCAGCAUCCGCUGGACCAGUGCCCACAAUUCCCUCGAGUGGACCCGACUCGGAUGUUGAGGUCGUGGAAGCGAGAUCGGGACGAUUGGUUGGCGGGCAAUCGAGGUCUUCGGCAAAUCUCGUGGCGAAAUCGCAGAUUAAUGGGAGUCCAGUGGUAAAAGCGGAGCGAAGGCAAAUACAGGGGGAAUAUGUUCCGGUGAGAGCUCGUGCCAGUGCGAUUACAACUCCAGCUUCCAGCAGUUCUCAAAGAUUUGUCACUGUACCUGAAGGUCGUCGUGUCAACUAUCCAGUGUAUUCGAGUUAUUCUUCUCCGUUUGCUUUCGCGAAUCCCUCCGAUGGACUCACUUACACGAUCCUCUAAAUCUGUUGUUGGAUUUUGGCUAUUUUUUCUUCUUUGGAAAAUCUGUGUCAAAAAAAUCUGUAUCGUUAUGUAAUAAAUUAGUAUUUUUA